This is a messenger RNA of Rhizoctonia solani, 549 nucleotides long. RefSeq names its product Retrotransposable element Tf2 protein. The record is from RefSeq and is a predicted model, not a curated record. Lineage: Eukaryota; Fungi; Basidiomycota; Agaricomycetes; Cantharellales; Ceratobasidiaceae. The coding region runs from base 1 to 549 and encodes 182 amino acids. The transcript has a single exon.
AUGCUCGAUGGGUCAAGCCCCCAGGCUGGCAAAAUCUGGAAGAAAACCACUCUAACCUUCUCCCUUGAUAACAAACAAAUGACCAAGACCUUCCUGAUUUGCAAUACAGGGUCUCACGCCACUAUCUUGGGAUUGAAAUGGCUAGAUGCACACAACCCAGAAAUUGAUUGGAACUUGCGUACACUCUCCUUUCCCCACAUACCACCGGAACACGUGGCCAUUGCCAAAGAGGAAGAAGCCAACAAAAACCCCCUUGAAGGAGUCCCCUCCAAGUACCACAAAUAUGCCAAGGUAUUUGGAGAGGAGGAAUUCAACAAGCUUCUCCCUCACAGGCAUUAUGACAUUGGAAUAGAGCUCACAGAAGAGGGUCCCUUGAACUCUCCCUUGUACAGCAUGACAGACGCCGAAUCUGCCACCCUCAAGGAUUGGCUCAGGGACAAGCUCAAGGCUGGAAAGAUCCGCCCCAGCAAAUCAUCCAUCAGUUCCCCGGUCAUGUUUGUCCCAAAGAAGGAUGGUUCCCGCCGUUUGGUUGUUGACUACCGUGCCUGA